UCGCUCCAUUCUACCAUCCAUUGUCUCACAGUCGUGUCGACGACGAAGGUCUCCACCUGAGCUGUUGCUUCUCUGAUCUUGUAUUCCUCCUCUCCAUCGGAAAUUUAGAAAAUGACCACCAAUGUGCAAACAAUCACUAGUUCUGUAGUCAUGGUACACGGAGAUGAAAAAGCGUUCAGUAGCUCAAAAGUAACAAUCUCAACCAAUAUGAUAUGUGACACUAAUAGCGUUAGCUGUAGCAGUACAUCACAGGAAUUGAACAAGUUGAAACAAGUGAAGAGGCCUGAAUGCAAAACAAAACUAGAUAUUUUCAUUCAAUUGAAUUCAUAGUUAUGGCGUCCACUAUUGCGAAUAUGCCGUUGAAUGUUGGAACAAUUAAGGGUUUAGAUUGCCGGAGCUAUGGAAAUUUUAAACCGAAUGCCCUACCAAUUCGCCCGUCAGUCUCUACUUUGCCUUAUAGGUGUAUGUUUGUAGUCAAGGCUUCAACCAGUGAUGGACCCAUGAAAAAAUUGGGUAGGAGUGAUGCGGAAUGCGAAGCUGCUGUUGUUGCUGGAAACAUCCCUGAAGCGCCUCCGGUUCCCCCCAUUCCUUCAUCACCUGCUGGAACUCCAGUGGUUCCCUCAUUUGAGAUUAGUCGACGACCGCGUCGUAAUCGCAGAUCACCAGUCUUGAGAUCUGCAUUCCAGGAAACAAGCUUGUCCCCUGCAAAUUUUGUAUACCCUCUUUUUAUCCAUGAAGGUGAAGAGGACACACCUAUUGGUGCCAUGCCUGGUUGCUAUAGGCUUGGGUGGAGACAUGGGCUUCUUGAAGAGGUCUCAAAGGCUCGUGAUGUUGGGGUCAAUAGUAUUGUGCUCUUCCCAAAAGUUCCGGAUGCAUUAAAGACUCCCACAGGAGAUGAAGCAUAUAAUGAUUCUGGACUCGUACCUCGAACAAUUCGGUUGCUUAAAGACAAGUACCCUGAUCUUAUCAUCUACACUGAUGUCGCUCUAGAUCCAUAUUCUUCAGAUGGGCAUGAUGGUAUUGUUAGAGAAGAUGGAGUUAUAAUGAACGAUGAGACUGUGCAUCAGUUAUGUAAACAGGCUGUUUCACAGGCCCGAGCUGGGGCAGAUGUUGUAAGCCCCAGUGACAUGAUGGAUGGUCGUGUAGGGGCAAUUCGGUCAGCUCUUGAUGCUGAAGGUUUUCAGCACGUGUCUAUCAUGUCCUAUACAGCAAAGUAUGCAAGUUCAUUUUACGGACCAUUUAGAGAAGCAUUAGACUCAAAUCCACGUUUUGGAGACAAGAAAACUUACCAAAUGAACCCAGCAAACUAUAGAGAAGCCCUGAUCGAAUUGCGCGCGGAUGAGUCUGAAGGGGCCGACAUCCUUCUGGUAAAACCAGGCUUGCCUUAUUUAGAUGUCAUAAGGUUGCUUCGCGAUAACUCUCCCUUACCGAUUGCUGCAUAUCAGGUUUCUGGAGAAUACUCGAUGAUAAAAGCCGGGGGUGUCUUGAAAAUGAUCGAUGAGGAAAAAGUAAUGCUGGAGUCGCUCAUGUGUCUGAGGCGUGCUGGGGCUGACAUUAUCCUCACCUAUUUUGCAUUACAAGCAGCUAGAAGCUUGUGUGGUGAGAAAUGAGAUGAUGCAAUUACGGUCCGUCAGCUUAUGCGAGUUUCUUGACAAACGACGAUUUAGAAAUUUAUUUGUAUUUGAAACAUUCAAAGUAGAAGAAAAGAGAAUUGUAUUUGAAAAGGCUUGUGUAGUUGUUGCUUGUUACUAAAUUUCUUGGAGUUUAUGACAUGGUGUCAUUGUAAUUGUAUUAUGUAGAAUUGAAGCCUUGUAGACCU
This is a messenger RNA of Cynara cardunculus var. scolymus (artichoke), 1819 nucleotides long. Its product is annotated as delta-aminolevulinic acid dehydratase, chloroplastic. The coding region runs from base 288 to 1610 and encodes 440 amino acids. The record is from RefSeq and is a predicted model, not a curated record. Gene Ontology annotation, molecular function: porphobilinogen synthase activity; zinc ion binding. The transcript has 14 exons. Gene Ontology annotation, biological process: heme biosynthetic process. Lineage: Eukaryota; Viridiplantae; Streptophyta; Magnoliopsida; Asterales; Asteraceae. Gene Ontology annotation, cellular component: cytosol.